CAACUGUUGUACUAACAAACCAAAUUCCAAAAGUAGCAAAGUUACACCUGUUACAUUUUUACCUGUUCUUCUUUACCUCUCCAGAGUGUUGUAGAUGUUCCAGAGCUCAUCUGUAAGUGGGCCUUCACCUUGUCUUUGCUUACUUCAAAAUCAAGCACCAACCUGCAUGAAAUCCUUGGAAUCCUCCAGAUAUUCCUUAGAAAUUUCCUUCCCGGCUAUAUAAAUUCUAAAUUACUCCUAACUCACAAGUCAAGAGUGACUAAAUCGAUUUCUUUCAGUCUCACACACAGCAUUCUGCUAUUUCCAGCCUACUAGUUACUGCAAUUCCAAAUCUUCUAAACUCUUUACAAUAAUCCCCAGUUUCCCCAUCGAUGGCUAAAGUUGCAGUUUUGAUGAGUUUUCUGGUUUUAGCAGUGUUAGCUGCUCUGCCAACUGAAUCCCUGAUGCCCUACAAUCCACGUUCCAUCUGGGACAUGAUUCUCCCUCCUGAAGACCCUUUUAAAAUCUUGGAGCAGAAACCUUUAACCAUACCCAAACCAGAAGUCGAAUCCCUGGCCCUGGCUCGUGCUGAUUGGAAAGAAACCAAGGCCCAGCACGUGAUAUCUUUGGACAUUCCAGGGAUGAAGAAAGACGAGAUCAAGAUCGAGGUCGAUCAGGAAAACAGGGUGUUGACGAUCAGUGGGGAGAGGAAGAGCGAAGAGGAAGUAGAAGGCGAUACUUGGCACAGGGCAGAGAGGACGGUGGGUAAAUUCUGGAGGCAGUUUAGGAUGCCGGCGAAUUCCGAUUGGGAUAGGAUUCAGGCCUAUCUUCACGAUGGGGUGUUGAAGAUUGUGGUGCCUAAAUUGGCUGAGGAGAAGAAGAGGGAACCUCGGGUGGUUAGCAUUGCUGAGGCAACUAGAAGCAAUGAGAAUGCUGGAGGAAGUACUAAUGUAAAUGUCAAGGCUAAGAGUCAGAAAGAUGAAAUGUAAGCUGUAAUUCAGUGUGAACAAUAAUAACCUGUCCCUGAUGUCACUACAAGUUUCCUUUUGUUUCUGGCUAAUGGUGUUACUCUGUUUAUGACGAUGAAAUAAAGUACAUUAAUCAUCCAUCUCAACCUGAGAGUUGGG
This is a messenger RNA of Oldenlandia corymbosa var. corymbosa, 1106 nucleotides long. The record is from the annotation of a GenBank genome assembly. Lineage: Eukaryota; Viridiplantae; Streptophyta; Magnoliopsida; Gentianales; Rubiaceae.